This is a messenger RNA of Plectropomus leopardus (leopard coralgrouper), 903 nucleotides long. RefSeq names its product olfactory receptor 6N1-like. The record is from RefSeq and is a predicted model, not a curated record. Gene Ontology annotation, biological process: G protein-coupled receptor signaling pathway; detection of chemical stimulus involved in sensory perception of smell. Lineage: Eukaryota; Metazoa; Chordata; Actinopteri; Perciformes; Serranidae. Gene Ontology annotation, cellular component: membrane. Gene Ontology annotation, molecular function: G protein-coupled receptor activity; olfactory receptor activity; odorant binding.
AUGAGGAGCAACAGCAGCCUGAACCCUCUGCACUUUGAGCUGACUCUGUUUGCAGACCUCGGGCCCCUCAGAUAUCUGUUCUUCAGCCUGAGUCUGCUGAUCUACGCGACCAUCGUCUCUGCUAACGCGCUCGUUGUUCUCACGGUGUGUCUGCACAGGUCUCUGCACCAGCCCAUGUAUGUGUUCGUCUGCAGUCUGUCCCUGAACUCUCUGUACGGCUCGGCCGGCUUCUUCCCCAGGUUUCUCGUGGACCUGCUGUCCGACUCGCACCUCAUCUCUCGCUCCUGGUGUUUCCUGCAGAUUCAUGUGAUUUACAGCUACUCAGCGUGUGAGCCUCUGAUCCUGAGCGUCAUGGCUUAUGACAGAUAUGUUGCCAUUUGUCAGCCGUUGCACUAUCACAGUAAAAUGAGCUUUAAGACGGUGAGACAGCUUGUCCUCUUUGCUGUGCUCUACCCGGCGAGUGCAGUGGGCCUCUGUGUCUAUCUGACCGCCCGCCUGCCUCUCUGUGGACACAAAGUGCACCGGCUCUUCUGCUCCGUGGUGCAGCUGUCCUGCGUGGACACCACCGUCAACCGGAUCGCAGGAAGUAUAUUCACCGCAACGACCACCGUCCUCCCGCUCCUCUUCAUCCUCUACACGUACCUGCGCAUCCUGCUGGUCUGCAGGAGGAGCUCGGCUGAGCUCAGAGGCAAAGCGCUGCAGACCUGCCUGCCUCACAUCGUGUCCUUUAUCAACUACUUCCUCUCUAUUUUCUUUGAGCUCAUGCUGAGUCGGUUUAAGUACAAUGAGGUCGAUCCCAUCAUUAUCGCAGUUUUAUCUCUGGAGUUUCUCAUCAUUCCUCCCAUCAAUGACCCUUUAAUCUACGGCCUGAAUCUGCCUCAGAUCAGAAAAGUGAUUUUUACA